Molecule: messenger RNA, 3892 nt
Organism: Salvelinus fontinalis (brook trout)
Lineage: Eukaryota; Metazoa; Chordata; Actinopteri; Salmoniformes; Salmonidae
Product: zinc finger protein OZF-like
Exons: 2
Coding region: 241-1527 (428 amino acids)
Biological process (GO): regulation of transcription by RNA polymerase II
Molecular function (GO): DNA-binding transcription factor activity; RNA polymerase II cis-regulatory region sequence-specific DNA binding
Source: RefSeq, a predicted model, not a curated record
GGGACGCUCCAACAACAACAGCUAGUCUGACACCUCGGUAGCUUUCGAGCAAACAUAGCUACAACAUUCACGCUCUUUAUACUGUUUUGGUGUAUAUUAGGCGCUGUGUAUUAAACACAUUUCUGUCGUAUGUACGUGUUGGCCCAUUUAGUUAUAUAUUUACGUUGUUUGUCAGCUAGCUGGUUAGCUAAGUUAGCUUAGAACUAGGCUAGUCGCUAAUGCUAGCUAACAUCUCCGACCAUGAGUUCACUAAGUUACUCUCCUCCUGCUAAAGAAGGGGAAGUCUGGUGGACGGAGAAAGAAGCUUUCGUGAAAGAGGAGGACGAAGAGGAGGCUGUUACAAUACAAAAACAAGUAGAGGGUGAGGCUGUUACCGUGAAAAAGAAAGAGAAAGAGGUUACAGUGAAAGAAGAGGAAGAUGUUACAGUAAAAGAAGAGAAAGAGGAGGAAGAUGUUACAGUAAAAGAAGAGGAGGAAGAGAAAGAGGAGGAUGCCGUUUUUGGAGUGAAGGAGGAGGAGGGGGAGAUUACUGUCACAUUGGAGGAAGAAGAGGAGGUUGGAGAUCUGUUUAACACCAGAGAGAGAUUGAACUACCGUGGGUCCUCUGGGGAGCCUCAACAACAUCAUGAUGCAGAGAAAAGUCUCUCCACAUCAGAACACCUCAAGAAACACCCAGAAAGAUCCACAGGAGAGAAAUCUAACCACUGUGUUUACUGUGGGAAGAGUUACUCAUGUUCAGAUUCACUAAAAGUACACCAGAGAAUUCACACAGGAGAGAAACCUUAUAGCUGUGAUCAAUGUGGGAAGAGUUUUACUCAGUCAGGCUGUCUGAUAGUGCACCAGAGAACACACACAGGAGAAAAAUCUAACCACUGUUUUGACUGUGGGAAAAGUUUCUCAAGAUCAGAUUCACUAAAAGUACACCAAAGAAUUCACACAGGAGAGAAACCUUUCUGCUGCUCUUACUGUGGGAAACAUUACUCAAGAUUAAAUUCACUACAAGGACACCUGAGAAUUCACACGGGAGAGAAAUCUUAUAGCUGUGAUCAAUGUGAGAAGAGUUUUGCUCAGUCAGGCAAUCUGCUAGUGCACCAGAGAACACACACUGGAGAGAAACCUUAUGGCUGUGAUCAAUGUGGGAAGAGUUUUACUCAGUCAGGCAGCCUGAUAGUGCACCAGAGAAUACACACUGGAGAGAAACCUUAUGGCUGUGAUCAAUGUGGGAAGAGUUUUACUCAGUCAGGCAGCCUGAUAGUGCACCAGAGAGCACACACCGGAGAUAAACCUUAUGGCUGUGAUCAAUGUGGGAAGAGGUUUGUUGCAUCUAACUAUCUGACGACACAUCAGAGAACACACAGAGAGAAAUCCUACGGCUGUAAUCAAUGUGGGAAGAGUUUUACUCAGCCAAACAUUCUGAUAGUACAUCUGAGAACACACACAGGAGAGAAACCUCAUAGCUGUGAUCAAUGUGGGAAGAGAUACUCUGAUAAAAGAUCUCUGAUCAAACAUCAGAAAAUACAUACAUGAAGGAGUUGUUUCAUGAUAUCAAUGAAAUGAUGUCACAAUGUAGAAUGUUUUAACAUUGUAGUAGGAGUAUUUUAACGAUGUCACAAUGUAGAAUGUUUUAACAUUGUAGUAGGAGUAUUUUAAUGAUGUCACAAUGUAGAAUGUUUAAACAUUGUAGAAGGAGUAUUUUAAUGAUGUCAUAAUGUAGAAACCUAAACGUUUGUCCCCUGUUCUAUUGAUUUCAACAUGACAUGGAUAUUAGCCUCAGAGGGAAAAUCCAGGCCCUGAAUUGUGAAUUGAAUGAGUACUAUUUAUGUGAUUUAAGAAAAAGUGACUAACAAAAAGAGUUGGGUUAUACUUACCACGUUGGUGACCCACUUGAAUCAAAAUGCAGCACUUAAAUGUAGCGAGCUGUUUUCUAGAAAUUGUGCUCUAACCACUGAUGUACACAUUAUUCCCAGAUUCUGUGUGGUUUUUGAGCUGUUAAUUUUAACAGGAUGUCCCCCCUCUAUCGCGCAAUAUGAGUGAUGACAAAUAAGUGUUGCGUUUCUCUUAGUGUUGGGGACCCAUAAACUCAAAAUGUAGCUGACUGUCUUCUCCAGGUUGUCCUCUAAUCAGUGAGGUAAAAGAUAUCUCCCAUUUCCAUGUGUUUUUUUUAGUUGUGUUAGUUUCAACAGCACGAACAACCUGAUUUCCCCCCUAAUCGAUAUCAGUGAUUUAAUUUCAAUGUACUUGCAACCUAUACACAUGGACACAGUAUAAUAAAUUGGUCUAUAAUUAAUUUUAUUAACAAUCUGACAUCACUCCAGUAUUUCUUUACAACAUUCAAAUGCUAAUUGUCUUUAUUCCACUACUGAAGAAGCAUGACUCAAAUCACCUCAUAUUUCAAACAUCCAGCCUGACAAAAGAUACAUGUUUUAAUAUUCCAUGCCUCACCAUUAAGUGAAUUAUUGCCAAUAUAUAUUAACAAAGGGGUGUACAUUUGGUUUUGAUAUUUCACGUUUACAAUUCCUGUAAUAUUUAGUAAUCAUAAUUAUUUAUGCAACCAACUGACAAUUUUUGGGUACAAUUAUAUUGACAUUGUUGCCCUGCUUUUAGAAUAUCAGGGUUCAUUCUCAGAUGUGCCAACCCAAAUGUACUAGAGCAUGACAUUGGGGACUGGGCCCAAAUCCAACAACAUGCCUAUCGAGUGAACCCUGAAAAGAGAGAGAAGCUCCGCAGUGAGAUGGAAAGUUACUACGGAUAUUGCAGGAGUUUCCUCUUGAAAUCAGACAUGUCUGUGGUAAGGACAACUUGGUUGCUGAUUGCCUCAAGGGUGGGCAGUCAAAAAGUUUAGUGUUUUGCGUUUAGCCAGUGAGUUGCCAUGGAUCACAAUUUAUUUUGACUGCAUGUUUUUCCGUAUUGGAGAUUAAUUUUGUUUGGGCUCGUUUCAAGGGGACGAGGGUUCUAGAAGCUAGUGAGUUUUAGGAUUCUAUAGAAAGAAAAAUUAGAAAAUAUAUUUAUAUAUAUUUAUAUUUAAUUUUUUUGAAAUUAGUUUUUCUUGUUUUUAAUUGUUGACAGCCGGUAGGCACCAUGUUUAUAUUGUAGAAGGUGAAACAUUGUAGCUGAUUAUAAUGGAAAAUGGAAAUUGUUUUCUGUUGGUGGUGAGAACUUGUCCAACAGAAAUAUAGGAUAUAUUUGUUGUCUCAAGGGGGAAGGUGUUACAGGCUUUGGUUUUUCCAUUUAUGUUUUGAGGUUGUACUUUAGCACGUAGGAAAGGGGGAUACCUAGAUACGUUAGCACGGCUAGCUCGUUAGCCCGUCUAGCUCGUUAGCACGUAGGGCGCACUGAUUGGUGUCACCUCGUUAGUCAGUAUGUGUUACACCUGUGCUGGCUUGUCCAUCUCGUUAGUGGGAAGGUGUUUCACCUGAGCUGGUCCAGGUUCUAUUUAAGAGUGUCUGGCCCAGUGCUCCAGUUGUCUUGAUAGAUGUGGAGAGUCAACACCUUUAGUUGCGCCACCUUUUUGGUUUGCGUCCUGUCUUUAAGUUUGGUGUGGGUUUUUCUUUUGUUUUCCUCUUCUUGGUCAGAUUUAGUUGGCCUCAUGGUGGGUGUCUUUUAGGUCCCAGUUGUUGUUACUAGUCAACUUUCAUUGGACACCCCCAUAGUGUCCAUAGCCACCGUGCUUUUACACCUGCAUUGUUUGCUGUUUGUGGUUUUAGGCUGGGUUUCUGUACAGCACUUCGAGAUAUUAGCUGAUGUACGAAGGUCUAUAUAAAUAAAUUUGAUUUGAAAAAAAUAAUACAUUUGAUUUGAUUUGUCUUUCAGAGCCCAUCCUAAAAAAACAAGCUUAUAUUUUGGGUUGGAUAUUUUAACAUAUUAAUCAAUGGCAUUUCCUUAGGAUUCUCAU